Tachyglossus aculeatus (Australian echidna) is the source of this 2682-nucleotide messenger RNA. It is a transcript of the gene MMUT, whose product is annotated as methylmalonyl-CoA mutase. Bases 178 to 2424 code for a protein of 748 amino acids. The transcript has 13 exons. Gene Ontology annotation, molecular function: metal ion binding; cobalamin binding; methylmalonyl-CoA mutase activity. Gene Ontology annotation, cellular component: mitochondrion. The record is from RefSeq and is a predicted model, not a curated record. Lineage: Eukaryota; Metazoa; Chordata; Mammalia; Monotremata; Tachyglossidae.
CCCUUCGAUUUGACCGUGACGUCAUGGAGAAGGCUCGCGGGGGGCGGGGCUACGCCCGGACGCGGUGCGCGUGCGCAGAAGGACCCUGGCUACUUUUUGGCCUCCAGGGCUGAAGAAGGUUGGAGCGUGGAGGACGCCUCCAUCACUUCACGAUUUUGGCGAGGGACUCCCACAGUCAUGUUGGGGGCCAAGUCUGGGCUCCUGUCGCUCUCCCCUCAUCGUCUGAGGCCUCUGAAGUGGCGCCCGAUCUCAGGGCCCACCUGGCAUCUGCACCAGAAGGUCCCGCUCCACCCCGAAUGGGCCGCCUUGGCUCAGAAGCAGUUGAAAGGAAAAAAUCCAGAAGAACUCACAUGGCACACUCCCGAAGGGAUCCCCAUCAAGCCUCUCUAUUCCCCCCGGGACACCGAGAGCCUCCCAGAAGAGCUCCCGGGAGUGAAACCUUUCACCCGAGGACCAUAUCCCACCAUGUAUACCUUCAGGCCGUGGACCAUCCGCCAGUACGCUGGCUUUAGCACUGUGGAAGAGAGUAACAGAUUCUAUAAGGACAAUAUCAAAGCCGGCCAGCAAGGAUUGUCAGUUGCCUUUGAUCUGGCAACCCACCGGGGAUAUGAUUCAGACAACCCUAGAGUCCGUGGUGAUGUGGGAAUGGCGGGGGUUGCCAUUGAUACAGUCGAAGAUACCAAGAUUCUUUUUGACGGAAUUCCUCUGGAAAAAAUGUCCGUAUCCAUGACCAUGAAUGGGGCUGUGAUUCCUAUCCUUGCAACGUUUAUCGUAACUGGGGAAGAGCAAGGAGUACCUCAAGAGAAGCUCACCGGGACCAUCCAGAAUGAUAUAUUGAAGGAAUUCAUGGUCAGAAAUACUUACAUUUUCCCUCCAGAGCCGUCCAUGAGGAUUAUUGCUGACAUCUUCCAAUACACUGCAAAGCAUAUGCCCAAAUUUAAUUCUAUUUCGAUUAGUGGAUACCAUAUGCAGGAGGCAGGAGCCGAUGCCAUUUUGGAAUUAGCUUAUACUAUAGCCGACGGGUUAGAGUACUGCAGGACUGGACUCCAGGCCGGCCUAACUAUCGACGAAUUUGCACCGAGGUUAUCUUUCUUCUGGGGCAUUGGAAUGAACUUCUACAUGGAAAUAGCGAAAAUGAGAGCAGGGAGACGGCUCUGGGCUCAUUUAAUAGAAAAGAUGUUUCAGCCCAAGAACUCCAAAUCUCUUCUACUCAGAGCCCAUUGUCAGACCUCUGGAUGGUCCCUUACCGAACAGGAUCCUUACAAUAAUAUUAUUCGUACUGCCAUAGAAGCAAUGGCAGCAGUAUUUGGAGGAACCCAGUCCUUGCACACCAAUUCGUUUGAUGAAGCCUUGGGUUUGCCUACGGUGAAAAGCGCCCGCAUUGCCAGAAACACUCAGAUCAUCAUUCAAGAAGAGUCGGGGAUCCCCAAAGUGGCUGAUCCCUGGGGAGGUUCCUAUAUGAUGGAAUCUCUCACUAAUGAUGUAUAUAAUGCUGCUCUAAAGCUCAUUAAUGAAAUUGAAGAAAUGGGCGGAAUGGCCAAAGCUGUAGCAGAAGGAAUCCCUAAACUUCGAAUUGAAGAGUGCGCUGCCCGGAGGCAAGCCAGGAUAGAUUCUGGCUCCGAGGUCAUUGUUGGAGUUAACAAAUACCAGCUGGAAAAAGAAGAAUCCGUCGAUGUUCUUGCCAUCGACAACACUUCCGUACGUAACAAGCAAAUUGAGAAACUUAAAAGGGUCAAAGCCAGUCGGGAACAAGCAGCAGCCAAACGGUGUCUUGACGCUCUCACACAAUGCGCUUCCACUGGGGAAGGAAACAUCCUGGCCCUCGCCGUGGAUGCCGCCCGUGCCCGAUGCACUGUUGGGGAAAUCACAGAUGCGAUGAAAAAGGUGUUUGGCGAACACAAAGCUAGCGAUCGGAUGGUGAGUGGAGCUUAUCGGCAGGAAUUUGGAGAGAGCGAGGAGAUUUCAUUUGCUAUCAAUAGGGUUCAAAAGUUCAUGGAACGGGAAGGGCGUAGACCUCGUCUUCUUGUAGCCAAAAUGGGACAAGACGGACAUGACCGAGGAGCGAAGGUUAUCGCCACGGGAUUCGCAGAUCUUGGCUUUGACGUGGAUAUAGGCCCUCUUUUCCAGACUCCCCGUGAAGUGGCCCAGCAGGCCGUGGAUGCGGACGUCCACGCCGUCGGGGUGAGCACACUAGCCGCCGGUCACAAGACCCUCGUCCCCGAACUCGUCAAGGAGCUGGGCGCCCUGGGCCGGCCGGACAUCCUGGUUAUGUGUGGAGGCGUCAUCCCUCCUCAGGACUAUGAAUUCCUGUUUGAUGCCGGGGUUUCCAAUGUGUUUGGUCCGGGGACUCGGAUCCCAAGAGCUGCCGUUCAGGUUCUUGAAGAUAUUGAGAAAUGCUUGGAAAAGAAGCAGCAAGCUAUGUAACGUCUACCUUUUUCAUUCUAUUCCUUUGUUUUGCCCAAUGAGCUCUGUUGGCAGUAUCCUCAGAAAUUUAGCAACAGAUAACAUGACGGGUGCUUUCAGAGAACACCUUAUUUUUGAGUGAUUUUUCUUCAUGCGCAUACCUAUAGAAAAUGGCACUUUAAAGAUUAAAAAAAAAAAAUCGAUGGGAGCUAAGUAAAACUGGCUAGGCCAGAGUGUUUCCAAAAAUCUCAGAAAAAUAAAAAUCAUUUCAAAAAAUCA